Molecule: messenger RNA, 912 nt
Organism: Centruroides sculpturatus (bark scorpion)
Lineage: Eukaryota; Metazoa; Arthropoda; Arachnida; Scorpiones; Buthidae
Exons: 1
Coding region: 1-912 (303 amino acids)
Molecular function (GO): zinc ion binding; nucleic acid binding
Source: RefSeq, a predicted model, not a curated record
AUGGUGAGAAAUUUAGUGUUGGAGAAUGAGAAGUUAUUGGGCAAAUUAAGUGCUUUAGAGUCUAAGGAUAAAAGUAGUGUGCCCAGUGAUAGGGGUCAGCUUUAUUCUCAAAUUGUUAUGAGUACGGAAUUUCGAGAUGAUAAAAAAGAUGUAGAUAAUGUAGUUAUGGUACAUGGUUUACCUGAAGUGGAAGAUGAAGAGGCGAGAAAAAGGUUUUUAAAAUGUAUAAAUCCUUUAAAGGAUAUGGUUAGAUUGCAAACUGUUCAGAAUCUACGGAAUGGAGGUUUAGUGGUGACUUUGGCUUCAGAUAAGGAUAAGGAUAGGUUGCUAGAAAAUACAUUAUUAGAGAGAGAGGGUUUAAAGUUAUCAGUACCAGUUCGUAGGAGGCCAAGAUUGUUGUUAACAGAUGUCCCUCGGGAUGUACAAGGUGAUGAUUUAUUGCGAUUAAUUUUGGAAUUGAAUAAAGAUUUGAUGUAUGGUGACAGGACGGUUGAUUUGGAAGAAUUUAAGGAACACUUUAAGUUAUUAUAUAGAACUGGUAAAAAGCGUAAAUUAUUGGUGAAUUGGAUUAUUGAGGUAUCACCAGAGUUUCGUAAGUGUUUGUUAAGGUUAGGUAGACUAUAUAUUGAGUAUAGGUCAUGUCAAGUAAAGGAUUAUUAUGAGAUCUCCAAAUGUUACUGUUGUCAGUUGUUCGGUCAUAUUGCAAAGUAUUGUCGGCAAGAGAAUGGAAAUUGUUAUAAAUGUGGUGAACAGGGCCAUCAGUCAAAAGAUUUUAAGAUUCAGCAUCCAUUGAGGAUUUGUAUUCCGUGUCGUCAAGCAGGUAGAAAAUACGAUCAUUUUUCGCGGGAAAAAGUUUGUAGUACUUAUCAUGUUAUGUUAGCAAGAUAUAAACAAAAUAUAGAUUAUGGCUAG